This is a messenger RNA of Sardina pilchardus (European sardine), 1672 nucleotides long. RefSeq lists its product as uncharacterized. Lineage: Eukaryota; Metazoa; Chordata; Actinopteri; Clupeiformes; Clupeidae. The transcript is spliced from 3 exons. Bases 280 to 759 code for a protein of 159 amino acids. The record is from RefSeq and is a predicted model, not a curated record.
UCAGAUUAUAUGUAACUUUUUUUUUGGAAGAUAUCUGUAAACAUAUUCAAAAUCGUGUCAAACGUGUUUAUUAGGGAGAUAGCUGCAUCAUUGGAAAGACUUUUACUUUAUUCUCUUGUUCUUUUUGAGGAAAUAGUAGAAAUUGAAAGCAUUUGCAGCACUUUCAUUUUUGAGAGGGGAUACCAAACCCUUAACAACAAAUUCACAUUCUCUUUUAGUGGAGAGAAAAUAUUUCCGAAGAUACUUCUGACUAAAGAGUCCCUCCACUUCCCCACCUCCAUGGCUUCCACUUUGCCCGGAAACAGACUGCCGACAAGUGUCCCCCCCAAGAGGAUACAGUGCCCCGGCUGUCUCCAGCCAGACGGCCGUGUGGUGGACGGCCACCGCACUGUGUGCCCCCACUGCUCCACGUCCCGGCGCCGGGUCUACCAGUUCUGCUGGGCUUGCCGACGCGAGUGGCCCACGACGGGCUCCCAGCUCCAGGGGCACGCCUGCACCCUCCCCAACUGUGCCCUGCGUGCCGCCCUGCUCUCGGAGGAGCGGAUCGCCGACCCCAAAAACGCCGGUCUCCACUGCCCCUUCUUCAGGGCGUGCCCCAACUGUAAGGAGCUGGUCACCCACAGUGGCUCGGGCUGCAAGUGUAUCACCUGCACCAAGUGUGCUACAAGAUUCUGCUUCCGCUGCCUCCGCAAACCGUAUUGCCCACAGACCGUAGCCUGUGUCAUUGUGGAUAACAGUGCAGCACUCCAAAGCCUGUAGCUUUGAGGAUGGUGAUUUUUCGCCCUUCACAUAUAGUGUAGGUUAAUUCAAUAAUUUAGCUUCAAAACUCACUAAAUACCAUUCUCUUCCUGGUCUGAAAGAUUGAUUUGUAGGCGAAACCCUAUAGGAGCCUGAUACAAAAUGCUCAUUUUAAAGAAAAGUGGUCAGACGGAUUUAGAGGCUUUUGCAUCUGAACCCUUAGUUGCCGUCAAAUCAUUAUUGUAUAUUGAGAUUGUGAUUUCAAAGCAUUUUGAUCAACCAACAAUUUUGAUAAUCGUCUUUAUGGACAGAUGAUUUUCCACAUGACGCUGCCUGUCAUCAACAGCAUCCACUAAAUAGCAUUCUGCAUCAUCACCUAUACUUGGUAAAUAUCAUCACCCACACCCAGUUUUCAAAAUGCCUCGGUAAUCUGAAAUUAUGUCUGUGACAGUCAACUCAUUAUUCAGCCUGAUGUUUACGCGUAGCGUAGCUGACUGGAACAGAUAAUGCGUUCAUUGACUAGAGGUGUGUGUACCACUGUACUGUUUACUUCUUACAUCUUCAGAACUCUCUUCAAACGUUUUGUGUUAAUACAUUUGAGGUGAGAUAUCAAUUAAUAUAUAAAUCGAUGGGAUAAUAGAGAUGCAAAAAGGGGAUUGACUUUGCAACUGCUCCACUUAAGGGGCAGCACCAAAACAAUUGUUACAUUAAUGGAAAGUAGUUUUUUAAAUGCCAUAGGAACAAUGAUAAAGUUAUCAAGAAGUUACAGUUGUUUAAAUGAAAUAUACCAAAUUUGUGGGUACAGUCCACUUCUUUUAACAUAAACAACUGGUAAAAUUGUCCUUCAAAAUGGCUUGGAUACUUUUCACUUUUAUAGCCUACUUUUCAGAGUCUGUACUUUGUGACUUUUACUUGAAUAAAGAAGUUGAAUCAC